This is a messenger RNA of Ipomoea triloba (trilobed morning glory), 652 nucleotides long. Its product is annotated as auxin-responsive protein SAUR61-like. NCBI's taxonomy places the organism in Eukaryota, Viridiplantae, Streptophyta, Magnoliopsida, Solanales, Convolvulaceae. Gene Ontology annotation, biological process: response to auxin. The transcript has 2 exons. The coding region runs from base 42 to 524 and encodes 160 amino acids. The record is from RefSeq and is a predicted model, not a curated record.
GAAGUCUUGUAUUCUGAUUAUUCUUGUGGUGAGCAGAGAAAAUGGAAGAACAAGGAGGGAGCAAGGUUGCAGGGAUCAGGCAGAUUGUGAGGCUGAAGGGGCUUCUGCAGAAAUGGCAGAAUGUUACUCUUGGGCCUAAGGGGAAUGACAGCUCCCCAAGGUCGCCUUCUCAGAAUUCACACGGAGGCAUUUCACCCGCGAUUGAUAGGAGGUUGAGGAGUUACAGUGUGCAUUGUGAUUCAGAUGAUGAGAGUUGCCACAGCCCUGAUCCGCCGCUUGAUGUUCCCAAGGGGUAUUUGGCAGUGUACGUUGGGCCGGAGCUCAGGAGGUUCAUAAUUCCCACUAGCUAUCUCAGCGAUCCGCUGUUCAAAGUGUUGCUGGAGAAGGUCGAGGAGGAGUUUGGCUUUGAUCACAGCGGCGGCCUCACAAUUCCAUGCGAAAUUGAAACUUUCAAGUACCUCCUGCAGUGCAUGGAGAACCAUCAGAGAGAUCUUGCAGAUGAAGAGAACUCUGAUGAAUCAUAGUUGCCAGUCGAGAAGCGAUUUCUUUUUUUUCUUUAUGCAGAUUGCAAAGUUGCCAUCUACAUUGUUUUCUUGCUUCUCCCAUUUGUAUUUUGUAACAAGGCUAGCUGCUCACAACCUGCAGUGUUUGA